Chenopodium quinoa (quinoa) is the source of this 1216-nucleotide messenger RNA. RefSeq names its product vegetative cell wall protein gp1-like. The record is from RefSeq and is a predicted model, not a curated record. Lineage: Eukaryota; Viridiplantae; Streptophyta; Magnoliopsida; Caryophyllales; Amaranthaceae. The coding region runs from base 85 to 1164 and encodes 359 amino acids. The transcript has 2 exons.
AACAAUCCACCACAAACUAGCUUUUAAUCAAAAGUGUUAGUUCAUAACUUCAUACAUUUACAGUGCUCUAAAGUGGUGAAUAAGAUGGCUUUUCUCCCCCUUCUAAUGCUCUUACUCCUUGCUGCUUCCUCUGGAACAACAUCGGCUCGUGAGUUUAAUGUAAAGCCAUCUCACUCUAGACCAUCUCCUAGCACACCACCGAGUCUUUCUGAUUUUACACCAAGCGAUGUAAAGCCAUCUCACUCUGGACCAUCUCCUGGCACACCACCGAGUCUUUCAGAUUUUACAUCAACUAUUGAUGUCAAGCCAUCUCACUCUGGACCAUCUCCGGGAACACCACCGAGUCUUUCAGAUUUUACAGCAACUACCGAUGUAAAGCCAUCUCACUCCGGACCAUCUCCCGGCACACCACCGAGUCUUUCAGAUUUUACAGCAACUGCCGAUGUAAAGCCAUCUCACUCCGGACCAUCUCCCGGCACACCACCGAGUCUUUCAGAUUUUACAGCAACUACCGAUGUAAAGCCAUCUCACUCCGGACCAUCUCCCGGCACACCUCCGAGUCUUUCAGAUUUUACAGCAACUACCGAUGUAAAGCCAUCUCACUCCGGACCAUCUCCCGGCACACCUCCGAGUCUUUCAGAUUUUACAGCAACUGCCGAUGUAAAGCCAUCUCACUCCGGACCAUCUCCCGGCACACCUCCGAGUCUUUCAGAUUUUACAGCAACUGCCGAUGUAAAGCCAUCUCACUCCGGACCAUCUCCCGGCACACCACCGAGUCUUUCAGAUUUUACAGCAACUGCCGAUGUAAAGCCAUCUCACUCCGGACCAUCUCCCGGCACACCACCGAGUCUUUCAGAUUUUACAGCAACUACCGAUGUAAAGCCAUCUCACUCCGGACCAUCUCCCGGCACACCACCGAGUCUUUCAGAUUUUACAGCAACUACCGAUGUAAAGCCAUCUCACUCCGGACCAUCUCCCGGCACACCACCGAGUCUUUCAAAUUUUACAGUAACUACCAAUGUAAAGCCAUCUCACUCUGGACCAUCUCCUGGCAUGCCACCAAGUCUUUCAGAUUUUACUGUAACUACCAGUGUAAAACCAUCUCACUCUGGACCUUAUCCUGGCACGCCGCCAAAUCUUUCAGAUUUACACCGAAGUGAUUGAGUGUUAACUAAUGGUUGAGAUAAGGGCAUUUUAAUACUUGCCUUUUUGUUGU